UGCAGAAUAGCCGUUCGACAUCUUGCCCCUCGCAGCGAAGGGAGAGGAUUCCCCCCAACAGACGGACGGUUUGCUGUUCUGGGCUCAACAGACGUAAUCCGCCGGGGCGGGGAUGUGUCGGUUUCCCAGCGCAGGAGACGCCCUUCGGUCGGCUGUGGCAAGGACAGUGUUUUGGUGGCAGGCGCUGUGGGAAACGGAAAAGGAAAGCGAAUUCGAAAGCCGCGACUCAGCCACUCUCCGCCUGCAGGUAUUUUGACUUUUGUGCCUCAAAACUCAGACUUCUUUCCCACAGCCGUCUUGCACGGCCGCCCCCUCCCCCCAACCCCGUCAGCGAAAAUGUGGAGGGCUUGGAAGCGCGUGAUGCGGGACUUCCCGGUCCCGAAGUGAAGAGAAACAGCCCCGGACCUUGAUGCCAGCAAGAAGGAGUUACCCUCGGCAGGUGCAUACAGGGCCUGGUGACAGACGCAGAGGGACUCUAACCACCAACUCAGUUUAAGAGCAAGCCAAGAAUGAAGGUUUUCUAUCUCCCAGCCUUUUGGAAAUUUCGGUGGUCAGAUGCCAGGAAUGCAGAUGCAGAUGAGACAGCCAGUAUCAGGAACAGGGCCAAACCUGCUCCCUGGUGGAUACCCAGCAUAUUCUGACAAUUAUUCCUCAGCAGGAGACCCCAUGUGGACAUACUUCACUGCUGUUGCUGGACAGGAUGGUGAAGUGGAUGCUGAGGAACUUCAGAAAUGUUUGACACAGUCUGGAAUUAAUGGAGCUUAUUCUCCCUUCAGCUUGGAAACCUGCAGAAUUAUGAUCGCCAUGUUGGAUAGAGAUUACACAGGAAAAAUGGGAUUUAAUGAAUUCAAGGAACUCUGGGCAGCUCUUAAUGCUUGGAAGCAAAACUUCAUAACUAUUGAUCAAGACCAGAGUGGCACAGUGGAACAUCAUGAAUUGAAUCAAGCCAUUGCUGCUAUGGGUUAUAGGUUGAGUCCUCAAACACUAACUACUAUUGUCAGACGGUACAGCAAGAAUGGCCGAAUCUUCUUUGAUGAUUAUGUUGCUUGCUGUGUGAAGCUUCGAGCAUUGACAGAUUUCUUUAGGAGAAGAGACCACUUACAACAAGGAGUUGUGAAUUUCAUAUAUGAUGAUUUUUUGCAGGGUACUAUGGCGAUUUGAAUGUCUAGAAUUCAAAAGCUGAAGAAAUACUGUGAAUUUUUUUACCUGGAAGAAAUGAACUGGACUACUUUGAAUUUGAAGCUUUGGGGCUUCUCUGUGUUUCUACCUAUUAAAUCUGUUCCCUUUCUAUGUGUUUUAACUUUAGUGCAUAGUCCAAAGCAAUAAAAGAAAUGCUUUUGUAUUUGGAAUAUUAAUUGCUUUUAGAAAAGUUAUCACUUAACAGAUAUAUGUAUAAUAUUAUAAAAUAUUGGUAUAUGAUGAAUUGAUGUAAAUACCUUUUAAUUUUAAUUUUUAACAUUGUUAACCCAGAAGAAUGUACUUACAAGAGAGUAUAUAAGAAGCCAAAUAAUUAAAGUUUAGAUGAAGUUAAUGUAUACUUACCAGAAGGUUACAAAUUAUACUUUGAAAUUUUGUAGUCAUUUAUUGUGUAGGUGAAUAGAAGGAGAAGCCUGGAUUUUGUGCCAUUUUUUGUAGAAGAGUUUAUUCCUUGAUCACAUAACUCAAGAACAGAAACUCCCUUGUCUUUGUCUAUAAAGAGAGAAAGUUCCUAAAAUUUUAUGUUACAUCACCUUAAGUGCACCAUAAAUUAACCUAUAGAAAGAAGGCUACUGGAGGCAUUUUUUUUUCUUUGGUUUUGUCAGUACUUUUUUUUUUUUCAGUAUGCUUCUUUGUCUUCUGUGGAAAAAAUUUUUUAAUAAACACAACUUUUAUGGCUGCAUUUUUUUUGUUAAUGACAACAUAGCCUAAAAUGUCAUCUUCCUUUUAAAUCUAGACUUUCUGGAUAUGAUAGGUAUUUUUAACAAAAUGUCAACAUUUCAAUGUAUUCCAUGAAGCUAAAUUGUUUUAUAUAUAUAAUGCCAACUCUUUACAAAAUUAAAAAAUCAAGUAAUCUACCACUUCGUUUAAAUGUUCAGAGAUUGUAAGUUUGACUUUCUCAACUUUGGCUGGGGGUUUAUCAUUAGCAUUCAUAAACUGGUAAAUUGUUGUGGUCUAUAGUGUGGGGGGUACUGACCACAAUAGGCACCGGGACCUGUUUUUGUGGCAUUGUUGUGGAAAGCUGCAGAGUGGUCAUCAAAUCCUUAGCAUUUAAGAUCCCGGUGUCAGCUAUUGUAAUUAAUCCAGCUGCUUUCCUGGCAAACAUUCUAAAUCUUUCUUAGUGAAGAUUAAAAAAGCAUGUAUUUUUCUUACACUUUAACUGAAGGUCUUCCAGCUUAAAAUGUGAGUACAAAUUGACAUGAUUUUAAGUGUGGCUGGUGACCAAAUUAAUUAUGCUUUUUAUAAAAUUCUGUUUCUUAAAGGCUGGAAGGCGAAUAGCAGUGUCUUGAAAGAAAACUUUUUACAAACUCACAGAAUUUUAAAUCAACUUUUACUUUUAACAGUC
Molecule: messenger RNA, 2542 nt
Organism: Neogale vison (American mink)
Lineage: Eukaryota; Metazoa; Chordata; Mammalia; Carnivora; Mustelidae
Gene: GCA
Product: grancalcin
Exons: 10
Coding region: 556-1161 (201 amino acids)
Molecular function (GO): calcium ion binding
Source: RefSeq, a predicted model, not a curated record